AUGGCUAAACUAGUUCAUAAUGUUCAGAAGAAGCAGCAUAGGGAGAGAUCCCAACUAGCCGGCCGCUCGAGGCUCGGUUUCUUAGAGAAGCACAAGGAUUACACUAAGCGUGCACAAGAUUAUCACAAGAAGCAGAAUACUUUGAAGAUUCUAAGAGGGAAAGCCAAGGAAAGAAACCCUGAUGAGUACUACCAUGAAAUGACUUCGAGAAAAGUGGAUGCGAGAGGACUGCUUCAUACUUCACGCCACGGAGAUGAAGAUCCAACGUUGAACAUGGAUCAAGUCAAAUUACUCAAGACUCAGGAUAGUAAUUAUGUGAGGACUUUGAGACAACUGGAGAAGAAGAAGAUGGAGAGGAAAUCGAAUGAGCUUUUGUUCGAGUCCAAUGGUAAGCAUACGGUAUUUGUAGACAACAGAACGGAUAUGGAAGACUUCACUCCGGAAAAGUAUUUUAAUACCACUACAGAUAUGGUCAAUAGGCGAGAGAACAGACUGACGAAAGAUCAACUGAUGUCCAACAACAUAUUCGACUCUCCAACCACAUUGCACACUGAGUCUUUAAACAAGAAGAAACUGAAAAAAUACAAAGCUGUGAAAAGUCACCUUGAUAGAGAGAGCCAGUUAAGUGCUGUGCAGCAGAGAAUGGAUCUGCAAAGAGAAGUAAUGAAGAAGGGUUCGAAGAAGAAAGUAGCGGAUGUAAGCGGUAAAGUAUCGUUCAAGUGGAAGAAACAACGCAAGAGGUAG
Messenger RNA from Torulaspora delbrueckii, 744 nucleotides. It is a transcript of the gene UTP11, whose product is annotated as rRNA-processing protein UTP11. Lineage: Eukaryota; Fungi; Ascomycota; Saccharomycetes; Saccharomycetales; Saccharomycetaceae. The transcript has a single exon. The record is from RefSeq and is a predicted model, not a curated record. Gene Ontology annotation, cellular component: nucleolus; small-subunit processome. The coding region runs from base 1 to 744 and encodes 247 amino acids. Gene Ontology annotation, biological process: rRNA processing.